AUGAUAGUGGACGAAAAGAGGGAGGUCACACAAUUGAGUGACCACAACCUUAUUAGUAUGAUAUGUCACAUAUUGGUGAAGAUUAUAAACAAAUUGAAAGCAGCUAAUAUCGCAAUGGAGAAAAUUGAGAGGGCAGAAAAGCUACAGCAUACAGUAGACUACCUGACCUCCAAGGAAGCAAUCCGAGAAGGCAUUCGGAGAGCCACCAAAAUAACAAGAAAAAGUAGCGAUAAUAUUUUUGACUCACCUGGGCUAAAAAAUGCUCUUAAGGAGAAGAAAGAGGCGAAUAAGAAAUGGAGGGAAGCGAUGAGAACCCGAAACUGGCAUGAGAUACUACGAAUGAAGGCUGAAUUCCGACAUAAACAGGAACAGCUAACCGAAGCUAUCUCAGUCGAAGAGAGGAGAGUCACGAGAAUCGCAGUAGAAAAAUACUUGAGGGCCCUCGUCACGAGCGAUCGAAAAGGUUUUGGAGAUCUAAUCAAUGACAUCUUCGAAGGGAGAGAACCCAUCCCAGAAGACUGGAAACGUGGGCGAGUCUCACUGCUCGAGAAACCGAACUCCAAAACGGGAGACCUGGAAACGUACAGACCAACAACUGUAUCCACGGUACUCUACAGGAUAUUCACGAAGAUAUUAACUACGAGAAUAACUGAAUGGAUGGAGAAGGAGAAGAUACUCGGAGAAAUGCAGUGCGGUUUCAGACGGGACAGACGUGGAGCCGAUAAUAUAUUCAUCCUGACGUCGGCGAUCGAGUUCGCUCGAAACAAGGAAAGGAAUGCUGGCAUGCUUCCUGGACUGUUCGAAAGCGUACGAUCGAAUAUCCCGCACGAAGUUUUGGGAAAAACUGGAAGACCUGGGUAUGAACACCAGUUGGAUCAAGGUGAUAAAGACGAUCUACUCCAAUAA
Messenger RNA from Galendromus occidentalis (western predatory mite), 906 nucleotides. RefSeq lists its product as uncharacterized. Lineage: Eukaryota; Metazoa; Arthropoda; Arachnida; Mesostigmata; Phytoseiidae. The transcript has 2 exons. The coding region runs from base 1 to 906 and encodes 301 amino acids. The record is from RefSeq and is a predicted model, not a curated record.